Molecule: messenger RNA, 4812 nt
Organism: Solanum dulcamara
Lineage: Eukaryota; Viridiplantae; Streptophyta; Magnoliopsida; Solanales; Solanaceae
Exons: 11
Coding region: 158-4060 (1300 amino acids)
Molecular function (GO): protein binding
Source: RefSeq, a predicted model, not a curated record
CAACAAAUUUGAAAAAAUAAAAUAAAAUAAAAAAGGGAGGAGACCCCCCUCUACAAGCUUCUUUUGAUUUAUCCCACAAAAGAAGCAAUUUCAUGAUAAUCCAAGAUUCUUGAAAAAUUGAUCACAAGUAAAUGCCGGCCGUGAGAUUAGAUGACAUAUGUCGCCGGCGUUGACCGACACCGGAGAUUUGCAUCUACGUAAAGGUCAGUUUUUUAACGCUCAAUCUUCAUAUAAUAAUCAUUCAGAGCAGAAAAUAGCUUCAAUGGAUCACAAUCUUGGGUUCACUCCAUCGGAUUUGAAUCCGUCUCCAUUUGGUUCUUCUGCUUCAUCAAGGCUGCAAAAACCCAGAUUGUUUAAAAAGAAAUAUACAGGUGCUCAUAGAAAGGACCAAAUUUUCAACCCUUUUAGGGGCGUUGGGGAAAUUCAAGAAAUGAACAUGGGUCAUGUGGAGUCGGUUUCUGGGAAAUUUGGGAAUGUGGGUUUUGCUUCUGGGGUUGAUAGGGGUAGUGGGGAUGUUGGUAAUGAAGGGUUUGUUUUUGGAGCUAGUAGAAAUAGUGGUUUGUUUGGAGCAAAUUUGAGUAUGAAUGUGAGAAAUUCUCAUGUAAAUAUAGGGGAAGGAACAAUUCCUGUUGAUGAAAUGAAGAAACUGAAUAUUGAAAGUGAGAAGAAAAUGAAUGUAGGUGGUGGUGUACACAAUGUGGUUUCUGGUGCUGAUAAGGGAAGGUCUUUUGUGUUUACCGGUGGCGAUGCAAAACUUGAUGAAAUGGUAAGCAAGGAGGUGGAGAACAAGUUAAAUAUCAAAAGUGAGGGAACUGUUGACUCUGCACGUAAUAUGGACAGUGUAAAAUCCAAGUAUAACGUGUUUGGCAGCUUCUCAAGUAGUGAAAAUGUUGAUAAUAAAAAUGGUGGGGGUGUAGGAGUUGAACUCCUGAAUGAGAUGGACAAAUUGAAUAUCAAAGGUAUAACUGAGAAUGACAUGAAGGACUAUGCAUAUAAGGAAAGCGGCUCUCUAGGUGGAAAAUCUGAGACCUUGCUCCAUGAUCAGAUGAAAAACAUGCAUAUAAAUAAGCCUAUGGGUUAUGUUGCUAAUGAGAAUGUUAAAGUUGAUCCAAGUUCAAGUGACUCUAUUGGAAAUGCUGUUAAUAAGAGUGCCAGUGGAAUUUCAGAUUCAGUUCCUUCAGGAUUCUCAUUUCAGGCAGGGACACAGAAUAGUCACUUUACUAAUCAGGUUCAUCCCGGACCUCAUAGUGGUGCAAUUUCAACAUCCUCAUUUCCCUCCUUUAAUAUCCCUGGUGAGUCUAUGAUAGGUACUUUUGAAGCACCAUCAACUGAUAGAACUGGAAAGAAAGUUGAAUUUAGUUUCAGUACUAAGUCUGAUGGUAUGCUAAUGCAAAAUCUUACACCAACUAUUAAAGGGAGCUUAAAUAAGAAAGUUGAAAGUAGAAGGGAAGCAACUAGAGAUCCAAGAUACAAGAAAAAGAAAAUGAAACCUAAGCAAACAUUCUCAAUGCCAGUUAACUUUGCUCAAGACAUUGCCUUCAGAGGAAGUUCGGAAGAGAAUGCUGAACCUUCCGAACUGUAUUCACCGAUGGAUAUUUCUCCGUAUCGUGAAACACCAGCAGAUAAUACACUUUCAAGAGGAACAUCUGUGGCUUCUGAUGAGUCGUUCAUUCUAAAUGAGAAUCAUGGAUCUAGUGAUUCACGUCCUGCAGUUCCAAAUGAUUUAGCAGAUGAAGAUCUGAUAGAUGCAACAGUACGCAUGAAUAUCAAUGAAAAUGACGUGACAUGUAGUGAAACACAAGAAGUAGAAUCUAGACACUCUAGUCAUCAUGGUGUAGAUAUGGACGGUCCUUCUGAAGAGUCUAUAUCUAUAUCUGGGGCCGAGACUGAAAGCUUCAAAUCUGCUACAGAGCAUUUAGAUUAUAGUACUGAUUCUUUCAUAACUGCAGCAGAUACUGAAGUGACGUCUAAAUUAACAAUUGAGAGACAAGAUAGUGACGGGGGCAAUCAAUUUGAUGUUGCUUCAAAUUUAGAAGAGGCUUGCCAGGGUAGCUUCAUAUUUGCUGCAUCCUCUGUUGCUCAAAAUCAGAUAGCAGCGGCUACACGCCAACAGAAGAAGAAAAAUCGAACGAAGCUCAUUAAUGAUUCGUCUAGUUCAACUACGAAAUUGUCUUACUCCUCGUCACCUGGGCAAUUUUUUCAAGUUUCUGGAUCAUCUCCUCUUUCAUCUCCCACUCAGGGUAAGAAAGGAGAUAUACCUGCUAGGAUAAGCAUUAGCCAGGUCAAUAAUGAAAAAGCUAGGGUCAAGGAGGUCAACCAUGAAACAGUUGCUGCAAGCAUGGCCGCUCAGGAAGCAUGUGAAAAAUGGCGAUUGAGGGGGAAUCAAGCCUAUGCAAAUGGGAACUUAUCUAAAGCAGAGGAAUGCUACACACAUGGACUAAACUGUGUGUCCGAAUGUGACACAUCUAAGAGCUGUCUUCGGGCUUUAAUGUUAUGCCAUAGCAACCGUGCAGCAACACGUAUGUCUCUCGGAAGAAUGAGAGAAGCACUAGAGGAUUGUAUGAAGGCUGUUACAUUAGAUCCGAACUUUUUCAGGGUACAAGUUCGAGCUGCAAACUGUUACCUUGCCCUUGGGGAAGUCGAAAAUGCAUCAAAGUUUUUCAUGACAUGCUUGCAACAUGGGCCAGAGGUGUGUGUGGAUAGAAAGAUAUUGGUGGAAGCCUCGGAGGGCUUGGAAAAAGCACAGAGGGUAUCAGAAUGCAUGAAGCAGUGUGUGGAACUAUUGCAAAGACGAAGGCAAAGUGAUGCAGAGUUGGCCUUGGGUGUGGUCUGUGAGGCUUUGACAAUAAGCACCUAUUCGGAGAAACUACUCGAAUUGAAAGCAGAUGCUCUUCUUAUGCUGCGGAGGUACGAAGAGGUGAUUCAGUUAUGUGAGAAGAAACUUGAAUUUGCUAAGUCGAAUGCUCCGCCAUAUAAUUUCAGUUACCAGUCAUCAGAGUUAGAUAGUCCGAGAAGUGCUUCCUCUGGGCUCUGGUGUAUUUCUAAAACAGUGAAGUCAUACUUUUAUCUCGGGAAGCUUGAAGAGGCUGAUAAUUUUCUGAAGAACCAAGAGAAAUCGAUGUGUCUCAUGGAAAGUAGUGGACUCAAGACUUUAGAAGCUGUUGUUCCUCUUGCUGUAACAAUACGUGAGCUCUUGUGCUUUAAGGCAGCUGGAAAUGCUGCAUUUCAAUCGGGAAAGCAUGCAGAAGCUGUUGAGCACUAUACAGCUGCAGUAUCAUGUAAUUUUGAGUCACGUCCUUUCACAGCAAUCUGUUUCUGCAAUCGUGCUGCUGCAUACCGAGCUAUGGGUCAAAUUUCAGAUGCCAUUGCAGAUUGCAGCCUGGCAAUUGCCCUUGAUGGGAAUUAUGCAAAGGCACUCUCAAGACGAGCUUCUCUUUUUGAGAUGAUCAGAGAUUACGGACAAGCAGCUUCAGAUCUUCAGCGACUUGUAUCACUUCUGACAAGGCAUAUGGAAAAUAAAGUUGGUGGAUCUGGAUCACAUAACAAAAUGAGUUUUGUAAAUGAGAUUCGGCAAACACAACAAAAGCUUUCGGCCAUGGAGGAAGAAGCCAGAAAGGAAAUCCCCUUGAAUUUUUACCUCAUAUUGGGAGUUGAUCCAUCUGUUGGUGCAUCAGAAAUUAGGAAAGCCUACAGAAAAGCUGCACUCAAGCAUCACCCUGAUAAGGCUGGGCAAUCACUGGCUAGAAAUGACAAUGCAGAUGAUGGACUGUGGAAAGAGAUAGCAGAAGAAGUCCACAAAGAUGCUGACAGGCUCUUUAAAAUGAUAGGAGAGGCCUAUGCAGUGCUUUCGGACUCUGCAAAGCAUUCUCGUUAUGACCUUGAAGAAGAGAUGAGAAAUAGUCAAAGCAGAGGCAAUGAGAGCAGCACAUUUAGAACACACACAGAUUUUAACAAUUAUCCAUUUGAGAGAAGUGGAAGUAGAGGCAACUGGGAAGAUGUUUGGAGAGCAUAUAAGAGUACCCAGUCCAGAGAAUCAGAUAGAAAUAGAGCAAACUGGUAGUUGUGAUGAACUUACAGUACUAGAGAUUCAUACAAUUCGAUGCACCUCAUGUUCAGCAUUCUGCUUGCGUGUGUAGUUUGCUCACCCCAGUUACUUGAGAGAAAUGACUUGCAGAACUUGAAAGAACAGGCAUGAAAUAUGUGGAUGAAGUAUUCAACAUACGGACACCUCGGCCUUCCAUAUCUGGCACUUCCUGACUGGUCAUUCGAGCAGGGUGAACGAAAAAAGAAAUUGUUGCAUAAAAUUCCCAACAACGGGCUUGGUAGCUUGGAGAGGGAUUAUCAUUAAGCCGAAUUCAUGCAUGCAGAGAUAUAUUUAGGCAACAAACAAGGAAGGUCUACAUGAUCCCUGUUGUAUAGUUAUCAAACAAUGUGAAUUAAUACAGAAGCUGUUCAUGGCCCCGGAAACCCUGCUAGUUUUGGUGCUAGCGGAGACCAACUCAACAGUUUGAGAAGGCUGCUGGGGAUGACUAAUUUUGCUGAGUCUGUUUGUCUAUAAUUUUCUGUGCUAAUGUAAAUCUUCAUUUAAAUUUUAAGCUAUACUUGUAAUUUUGUGUGUGUAUAGUGUGUCUGCUUGUAUUUGAAACAUCCUAAGAAUGAUAAGAGUGAGGUUACUUUACUUCUUUGAGUUUUUUUUUCUUUUCAUUUUCUUGAUUGUGGGUGGGGUUUUCCGUUGUAAUACACCAAAGUCAAUUAUUUUUUUUGAUUAUUUGAUUUGUUGAAACAUCACUCCUGAAAAUUUCAUUUGAAAAA